AUGUCCACGACGGACGAGGACUCGUCCCUCGUCACACCCCCGUCAUCAGCACGCCAAGACGUCCACCUCGUCCUCCUCCUUCACGGUCUCUACGGCGCCCCAGCAAACUUAUGGUGUCUGGAAGAGGAAGUCGCCGCCGCCGGUGCCCGUGCCCGUGAGACGGCUGCUGGUGCUGGUGCUGCUGCCGCUGCCGACUCGGCGCCGGCGUCGCACCACUUGUCCGCCGCCCCGACCCAAUCGGGGGCUAAAGGCGUCGACGACCCAGCUGCGGACAGGGGUUUGCAAAUAGCCGUCCUCAACGCCAGGAGCUACGAGCAUGCAAGAACCUGGGAUGGCAUCGACGUCAACGCACACCGCGUGGGCGAAGAGCUCGACGCUGAGAUCACCCGACUGGCAGAAGAGGAAGGGAAGCGCGUGGUGGCUAUUAGCAUCACAGGGUACAGCCUGGGAGGACUCAUUGCUCGCGCACUCGUGGGCCAGCUGCAUGCGCGCACGCCGAGCUUCUUUGACGCGGUUCGCCCAGCAGCGUUUGCGUCAAUCGCCACCCCGCACCUCGGCGUGCUGCGGUAUGGGUCGUGGCGUUCGACGUGGGUUCACGCCAUCGGCCAGCACCUGUUUUCGCGCACGGGCCAGCAACUAUAUUGCCUCGACACGGAGCGUGGCAGCCCCCUUUUGGCCGUCAUGGCCCAUCCAGAUCGAGUCUACCUACGUGCACUUGGGCUCUUCCCAAGUGUCACAAUCUUCGCCAAUGGCGUUAAUGACCUGACGGUGCCGUACCCGACGGCGGCGAUCGUGGCACACGAUCCGUACGUAGACCACGAGAGCACACGUCUGCAAGUGGAGCUCGACGGGCGCGUUGUGCGCAAGCACUAUGUCCCCGAUACAGACGACGACGAGGUCGAGACCAUGGUCGCGCCGACGCCGAGUGGAGCGACCACUCCGGUACCCGUGCCCGGUCUGCGGAGCGAGCGGCCGUUGUUGCCACCAAUCUUCUAUCUCAACCGCCCGGGCAUCAUGCGUUAUGCUCUGUUCCCGCUUCUCCCUGUGAUCAUCCCGAUGAUCUUAAGCUUAGUGGCAUUGACGUUUGCGUAUCACUCGUUCAAGUCGACACAGCGUAUUCGUCUGCACCACACGACGGCGAAACGCUCCCUGCUUUGGGACGUCGACGUCGACGGCGAGGGCGAGCCCAGCGAUUACGGGUCCACUGGCCAGACCACGCGCAACGACACACCCGUUGAGACCCCCGUCGAGACCCCCGUCGAGACGCCUAUCGGUAGCCCAGGCGCCACGCGGCCCGGCACCCCCGGCCCAGCAGUGCGGACAAUGGCCCCAGCGCAAGCAGCCGUGGUGGCGGCCGGUACAGACACGGACAAGGACACGGACGCGGACGGCGUAGACGGCGGCGACGACGACGGCACAGCCACCCCGUCAGCCCCGACGAGCAUGGGCCAGUACACCCAGCCGCUCCUCACGCCCCUCCAGCACAGCAUGAUCGAGCACCUGUCCUCUGUCCCGCAGCUCGAGCGCGUCGUCGCAUGGUUCCCCAGCGCGUUCAACGCCCACGCCGUGAUCAUUGCGCGUAAUGCCAAGGUGGCAAAGUGGGCGUGGCAAGGCGAGGGCCGCGAGGUCGUGCGUGUGUGGGCGAGCAAGGUCGUGGAGGCUGGCGCAGGGCCAUUAUAG
Messenger RNA from Apiotrichum porosum, 1680 nucleotides. RefSeq lists its product as uncharacterized. Bases 1 to 1680 code for a protein of 559 amino acids. The transcript is spliced from 6 exons. NCBI's taxonomy places the organism in Eukaryota, Fungi, Basidiomycota, Tremellomycetes, Trichosporonales, Trichosporonaceae. The record is from RefSeq and is a predicted model, not a curated record.